UGUCGAAAUGAUUUAUAUGGGUACUUCCGAGAGAGAACGUGCCCUGCGUUCGUCAAGCGAUCACUGCCACAAGCUGGGCGUAUUUGUAAUGCGCCUGACGGCGCUUGCGGGCGGAGCCAGGCGAGCCUGAGAGUACCAGUCUCCGCGCCGCAGCCGCAUUUCCGAUCCCAGCGUCUGAGCAUCAUAGCAGCGCUUGGUAGGAAAAUACAGGCGAAAGGGAGCGCCGAGCUGAUUUCUGCCAGCGUAUAGGGAAAGUCAGGCGCUCGAUAAUUCAGGGAGACGUUACUCCACUCAAGACGGAGAAAUGGUUAUUUAUGAAAAUCAUAUAGAUAUUUGAUUUAAUCAUUUUUAAUAUUUUUGUGACACCAGCGCAGUAUAUUUACUCUCAAAAUGGCCGAGAUAACCAACAUUAGGCCGGCGUAUGAUGUGUCCCCAGUGCUGGCAGGCUUCCUGGGUGCGGGGGUCCUGGUGGUGUCCGUGACGGUGGCCGUCUUCCUGUGGACGUGCUGCCAGCGUCGCUACAGGCAGCUGACGGGCGCCUACAAGCUGGGCAGUGAGCCCGGCGACCCGCCGUACCGCUUCAUACACAUGCUGAAGGGUGUCAGCAUUUACCCCGAGACACUCAGCGGCAGCAAGAAAAUCGUGCGGGUGGCCCGGCGGCCUGGGUCACAUGGGCGGGGCCCCUGGGAUGGGGGGCGGGCCGGGCCGGCACUGUUGGUAGAUGCAGCGGAGAACGGACUGCUCAGGGGGGCGGAGCGCGAAUCCGCCGUUCCUCCCGAGGGUGGCAGCCCAGGAUCAAGUGACACCAGUGGGUGCAGCAGCAACACCAGCAAGGCGGCCUCUCCGUUCAGCCCGGCAGAAGACCGCCCCCUGGGAACACUCAGCCUGGCUGUGGACUAUAACUUCCCCAAGAAGGCCCUGGUGGUGACCAUCGUGGGGGCACAAGGCCUGCCAGCGGUGGACGAGCAGUCGGGCAGCUCAGACCCCUACGUUAAGAUGACCAUCCUGCCCGAGAAGAAGCAUCGCGUCAAGACCCGGGUGAUGCGCAAGACCCUGGAGCCUGCCUUUGACGAGACGUUCACCUUCUACGGCGUGCCCUACAGCAGCCUGCCCGAACUGGUGCUGCACUUCCUGGUGCUCAGCUUCGAUCGCUUCUCCCGCGACGACGUCAUCGGUGAGGCAGUGGUGCCGCUGGCCGGCGUAGACCCCAGCACUGGACGGAUCCUGAUCACGCAGCAGAUCUGCAAGAGGAGCAUACAGUGUGUGAGCCGUGGGGAGCUUUUGGUGUCUCUGUCCUACCAACCUGUCACUCACCGGCUGAGUGUUGCGGUGAUGAAAGCCAAGCACCUGCCCAAGAUGGACAUCACCGGCCUGUCUGGCAACCCGUACGUGAAGGUCAAUGUGUUUUACGGCCGAAAGCGCAUCGCCAAAAAGAAGACACACGUGAAGAAGUGCACGCUCAACCCCGUCUUCAAUGAGUCCUUCGUCUUCGACGUGCCCCCCGAGCUGCUGCACGAUGUCUCUGUGGAGUUCCUGGUCUUGGACUUUGACCGCACCACCAAGAACGAGGUGGUGGGCCGGCUGGUGCUGGGCGCACACAGCUCUGGUUCCUCUGCUGCUGCCCAAUGGCAGGAAGUCAUCGAGAACCCCCGCAAGCAGGUCACCAAGUGGCAGACCCUGAGUGAGCACUAGCCCCCCCCACGCCCAGUGCUCAGUAGCUGAGAGGGGUAGGGGGCACAGAGCUCCCAAGUCAUAUUUCUCUCCUCUAGGGGCUUUGUACAGUGAACUCUCCGUGUCAUUGAUGAUCAUUAAGAUAAUGGGGGAAAUUAAACUCCAAACAGACUCUUGGUAAUUACGAUCAGAGCUUCAUCAGUCAUGCUGAGUGAACGACAGACUGAACAGAAGUCGAAACAGCCUUGUAAAUCAGUUCGAUUGUACUGUAUGGUACUAUAUGGGGGGAGACCCAGGGCAAGAUGGAGACCUAUUACCUAAACAAUAUGGGGGGGGGGGGGGGGCUGUCAGUUGUUGAGAAUUUGAUUCUCCUUUCUCUGUUGCGUAUUGGGAAGUGUAUAGAGUCCAUUCAGUUUAUUGCAUGCCCAAACAAUGACGAGCUAAAUGACAAAAUAAAAGAAAAUAAAAAACAGAAGCAGUUAGGGACACAUAUUAUUGGACCUUGGAAUGUAUAAUUACG
Molecule: messenger RNA, 2191 nt
Organism: Paramormyrops kingsleyae
Lineage: Eukaryota; Metazoa; Chordata; Actinopteri; Osteoglossiformes; Mormyridae
Product: synaptotagmin-11-like
Biological process (GO): calcium ion-regulated exocytosis of neurotransmitter; vesicle fusion
Cellular component (GO): plasma membrane; synapse; axon
Molecular function (GO): SNARE binding; calcium ion binding; phosphatidylserine binding
Source: RefSeq, a predicted model, not a curated record